Messenger RNA from Coniophora puteana RWD-64-598 SS2, 1671 nucleotides. RefSeq lists its product as uncharacterized. The coding region runs from base 55 to 1500 and encodes 481 amino acids. The record is from RefSeq and is a predicted model, not a curated record. Gene Ontology annotation, cellular component: nucleus. NCBI's taxonomy places the organism in Eukaryota, Fungi, Basidiomycota, Agaricomycetes, Boletales, Coniophoraceae. The transcript has 12 exons.
CUCACUUCGGAUUCACAGCGUUUGAUAGCACUGUCCCAUCCACAUCUUCUCGAUAUGGCGAUACCGGAAAUGUCGGUCUUAUUUAGUGCGGCAGCAGGAAUAAUGGCCACUUAUGAGACCGAGGGUCGCAUGAAGGACCUCACCAUUCGGAUCAUCCGCAAGCAGCUCGAAGAAAAGUUCUCGCUGGAAGACGGUGCGCUGGAUGCCCCAGAAUACAAAAAGCCUAUUGGAGAAUACGUCCGAGAUGCGACGGCCAAGGGUCAGAAGGCAAAGAGUGCUGGCGGGGAAAAACAGGACGAGGGUGGAGAGGACGCAAAGCCGCGCAAGAAGGCUAAAGUGGAUGAACCCAAAGACAAGAAGCCUGCCUCGCGCGCAAAGCCAGCGUCUGGGAAGGGCAAAGAGGGAAGCAAGCCAAAGUCCGGAGCAAAACCUUUAUCUUCCGUUGACGACAGUCCGAAGAAGCCCUCGGCUAAGAGGUCGACUUCUGCUAAGGAGACGCCAACAAAGCCAACGAGCGCUAGCGCCGAUGAGAAAGGCAAAAGGAUCUACAAGUCAAAGGACACGGUCGACACCUCCGACGAAGAGGAUGUCAAGCCCUCCAGCAAACCUCCAGUUUCGAAGAAGUCCACUACAGCACGGCCCGCUAACCUAACCAAGAAAGCGCCGACAUCCACAGCCUCGACGUCCAAGUCACCGCCAAAGUCCGCCAAGGCAGCUGAAGCUGAAGACUCCGACGAACCUGACAAGCCCAAAUCAGAAUCAUCGAAAGGCAAGGCCUCGGCUGCAAAGCGAAUGCGAGUUGAGGUGUCAGACGACGAAGAUGGUGGCGAGAACGAGGAAUCUCCACCAAAACCUAGCUCGAGCGGGCCGGUAAAAAAGGAGUUGAAGCCAGGUUUCCGGACAGAGUCGAAACAGGCACCCCCUUCGUCAGACAAGCCUGGCAACAAAUCUGCCCCGGUGAAAGCAAAGGCUAAAGAUGCCAACGAUGAACUCAGCGAGUCAGAGCUAUCCUCCGUUAUCGACGAACCACCGAAGAAGAAACGGGCCAAGAGUGCAGGAAAAGAGAAACCGACAAAGGCCACGAAGACAAAGGGCAAACGCGGCUCCCCCGACCCCUCGAAGGAAGACCCAGCCGUGACUCGUCUGAAAAAAAUGGUCCUAGCAUGUGGCGUGCGCAAGACGUGGAAGACCGAACUCGCGGAUAAGUCGACCAACGCGCAGAUCAAGAGGCUGAAGGAGAUCCUGUCGGAGCUUGGCAUGGACGGACGACCGAGCCUCGAGAAGGCCAGGGAGAUUAAGGAGCAGAGGGAGCUCGCGCAGGAGCUAGAGGAGGUGCAAGCGUUCGACAAGGCGAUGCGCUCGCGAGGGAGGCGCAGUGGGUCGUCCGCCGCUGAAGAAGAUGAAGAGAGCGAGGAGGAGGAGGAAGUACCGACGAAACGCAAGCGAAACGCGCGUGCGAGUAUCGCAGCAUUUCUCGGGGACGAGAGUGACGAGGAGUAAGGCAUGUGGCCGUGAUGAUGAUCGUCUCAUGCUUCUGGUUACGAAUGGCUCUUUGAAGACGUCUAAAGCUGUUCUCCGCCAAGCCCAACUUUCUACUCAAAGAACUUAUCGUUUACUUUAAUCUCGCGUAAAUGUAAGAUACCAUCAUGUAGCUCGGAUAUUUCAAUCUUG